This is a messenger RNA of Mya arenaria, 1224 nucleotides long. Its product is annotated as PR domain zinc finger protein 14-like. The transcript is spliced from 10 exons. The coding region runs from base 1 to 1224 and encodes 407 amino acids. Gene Ontology annotation, cellular component: nucleus. Gene Ontology annotation, molecular function: RNA polymerase II transcription regulatory region sequence-specific DNA binding; protein binding. Lineage: Eukaryota; Metazoa; Mollusca; Bivalvia; Myida; Myidae. The record is from RefSeq and is a predicted model, not a curated record. Gene Ontology annotation, biological process: regulation of transcription by RNA polymerase II.
AUGAGAAACAGAAUCGACAGAAUUCUGGGCGACCGGAAACCAUCGUCAAGUUCCACCCCGCCUCCCGCUCAUCAGUCUAUUUCCGGUACGCGCGAUGACGUCACAAAUGAAACACGUGACUCACGCGUCAUUGAGGUCAAGGGUCUGGAACUCCCAGAAGGCUUGGCUAUCAAGAAGACAGAGCUAGGGGCCGUCUCUCACUACGGGGUCUUCUGCUCCAAGACUGUCGUCGCCAAGGGAACCAGGUUUGGCCCCUUUAAGGGCCGCGUAAUUAACACUAGUGAGGUCAAGGCCCAGGACGAUACUUCACACAUGUGGGAGAUAUUUCAGGAUGGACGUCUGAGCCACUUCAUCGACGGGCGACGUAACGCUGGUAACUGGAUGGCGUUCGUAAACUGCGCGCGAUACUCGCAGGAACAGAAUCUCGUGGCCUUGCAGGUCGAAGGCGACGUUUACUACGAGGCGUGCAAGGAUAUUCCCCGGGACAGCGAACUGCUGGUUUGGUACGGAGACAGCUAUUUGCAGUUCAUGGGCGUCCCUGUCGCCCCAAAGGAGGCUACUGGAAGUGAGUCACGGCAGGAGGCAGACGAUUCUGAUGGUUACCCGUGUGAGCGGUGCGGGAAGGUGUUCGCCUACUGCUACUACCGUGACAAGCACCUCAAGUACACCCGCUGUGUGGACCAGGGCGACCGGAAGUUCCCCUGCCAUCUGUGUACAAGAUCGUUCGAGAAACGAGAUCGUCUGCGGAUCCACAUUCUGCACGUGCACGAAAAGCAUCGACCCCACAAAUGUGUCGUCUGCAACAAGAGUUUUAGUCAGUCAUCAAGUCUUAACAAGCAUAUGAGGGUACAUAGCGGGGAGCGGCCGUACAAGUGCGUGUAUUGUAACAAGGCGUUCACAGCCUCCAGCAUCCUCAGGACGCACAUUCGCCAACACUCGGGGGAGAAACCAUUCAAGUGCAAGCAUUGUGGAAAAGCGUUUGCAUCACACGCGGCACAUGACAGUCACGUGAGAAGAACGCACGCACGAGACAGAAUGUGCACGUGCUCGAUUUGUGGCAAAUCGUACUCACAACCAUUCGAACUCAAAUUUCAUAUGGCACCAAACACACCGUGCGACGGAUGCUCGGACAUAGACCGUUGCGAUGAGUCGGUGGCUCCAGUGGAUUGCCUGCCAUCUGGUAAGUUUGAUCCAAUGUUAAAAACAUCUACACCACAAUGGUGA